AUGGCAACCCAGGCAAAGGGCCUUCUUUCUGAAGAAUGCAGGGAUGCUCUCAAUCAAGUAGCAUCUUACGAGCUGCAUGUCAGUGAUGCUUAUUUAUCUAUGGCCUGUUAUUACAUUGAAGAUUCAGAAGCACCUAUUUUUCAUUCAUUCUUCCAAGACCAAGCUGAUGUGAAGAGGGAGCAUGCAAAGCAGUUCAUAAAAUAUCUAAGAAAAUAUAAGUGUAAAAUCUGCCUUCCGGUGAUUAAGAGGCCUGAUAUAGAUAACUGGGGAACUGGUAAACAAGCUAUACUGUCUGCUCUGCAGUUGGAGAAUUCAUUAAACACGCUCCUGCAAGACCUGAAAGCCUCAGCUUCUAGGAAUAGAGAAACCAAUCUCUUACGCUUCAUGAAGAAGUUCCUGGAUGAACAGACCAGGAACAUAAGCUAUCUGGAAUACCAGCUUAACUAUCAGAAAGAGUUGGAAACGUCAGCCCAGAGGGAAGAACAGCCUGAAAAUGCCGCCGGACCAUCUGGAGCAUCAGGUCAAGAGACAGAAUCUGCCGGCAACUCUCCAAGUCCUCCUGCCCAGAAGAUCCCAAAGCCAGCUACUUAG
Rangifer tarandus platyrhynchus (Svalbard reindeer) is the source of this 591-nucleotide messenger RNA. The record is from the annotation of a GenBank genome assembly. Lineage: Eukaryota; Metazoa; Chordata; Mammalia; Artiodactyla; Cervidae.